AUGAAUGGGAACACCAACAUACCAGAUGAUCAACUCAUCGAGGAGAUCUUUCAAGAGAAGCAAACCAUUCACGCAGAUGACGCAAUCGAUUAUGAGGAUAUAGAUGAGUUGGCUGAUUUGGAGGAAGAGCCAGCCAAAUACAAUCAUGAUGAUGAUGAGUUUAAUCAGAAGGAAUCCAGAGCCGAUUCUGAGGAAGCACAUCAGCUUGCUGAGGACCAGUUUGACACAAUGUUUGGCGACGAUCUUGACAACCUUGAACACCCUGCAGAGCCGGAUGACUUUGGAGGUAUAUUCGACGACCAGGAAGUAAAUGAGAAACGCAGAAUCGAGAUACGACAGAAGGUGUUUGCAAGAAUAGUAAAGCUAGAGCAACAAAGAGUGAGGCGAAACAUUAGACACUACUUUCCAUUCUAUUCCAAAGACAAGCCAUUGGAUUUCUUCAAAUUUUUCCUUCCACGGCCUAUGUUUUACAAAUACAAGAGGCCAUAUAUAACCUGUGAAAAGGUCAUGAAGCACCUAACGCCAAAAGUGAGCUUGGACCAAAAUAAGCUCCCCAAAAAUGUGACAGAAAUUACUCAGCGCGAUUUGGAAUUUAUCGAAAACUUGCAAGCUAAGAGUGCCUCGUUAGACUCCUUUGUCAAAGAGCUUGAUUAUACCAAGCGUGACUGGCUCAAUGGUGACAAAUUCAAAGACUACUCUAAAGACUUGAUAUUGUCAACGGCAGAUUGGGAUGAUGAUGCGAUAAUCAAUGGCGAAUCCACUGUGAAGCCACUCAAGGAGUGGGAUCUCAAUCUGGACGACGAAUUUGAUGUCUUUGAUGGACAGAUUGAUCUUGAAAAGUUGAAACUUGAUAUGAACGACCCCAAUUUAUUGCUUGUUCCGAUUCAAGCCAAACAAAGGUCUAUAACUCUAGACAAAUUCAAUUUGUCGAAUGAUAACGAGUAUGAACUUUUGCGAAGAAACUACAAUACUAAACAGAGAUCACACUUGAGCAACUUAACCAUUGAGCAUUCCAUUCCAGCAAUGAGGUUACAAACACCAUACUAUAAAGUUAGGCUCUCCAAAGCGGAAGCCAGAGCAUUCCAUCGUCCAGUUUUUCAUGUUCGCCCAGGUACUUUGAUGAGCUUUUCCAAGUUAAAAUUGCGUAAAAAGAAAAAAGACAAGGGUAAAUCAUUGCAUGAGAUGUUUGUGAAGACAACUGACUUGACUGUUGCUGACACGGCAAACAUAAUCACAAUGGAGUAUACAGAGCAGUAUCCUCCCAUCGUGUCCAAUUUUGGUAUGGGGUCCAAGUUGAUUAAUUAUUAUCGCAAACGGAGCCCAGAUGAUACCUCGCGCCCUAAAGCUCAAUUCGGAGAAACUCAUGUCUUAGGAGUUGAAGACAGGUCACCGUUCUGGAACUUUGGAGAAGUAUAUCCUGGCGAAUUUGUUCCCACGUUGUACAACAAUAUGAUAAGGGCGCCCAUUUUUAAACAUGAACCUAGGAAUACUGAUUUUCUAUUGAUUCGUUCACAGGGGGCCGGGUCGCACCAAAAAUACUAUCUACGCUCAAUGAAUGUAAAUUUUGCCGUGGGAAAUAUCUUUCCAGUGGAGAUCCCCGCUCCUCAUUCCCGUAAAGUCACCAAUAUAUCCAAGAAUAGGUUGAAAAUGAUUGUUUACCGGGUGAUGAAUUCCAAAAAUGCUCCUCGCAUUUCGGUAAAAGAUGUUUCAAAACACUUUCCUGAGCAAACUGAUAUGCAAAAUAGGCAACGAUUGAAGGAGUUUAUGGAGUAUCAAAGACAAGGUGAUGACCAAGGCUUUUGGAAAGUUAGAGGCAUGAAUGAUGUAAUUCCUUCAGAGGAGGAAAUACGGAGUAUGAUCACCCCAGAAGACUCUUCUUUAAUGGAUGCGAUGCAAUUCGGUCAGCAAGCAUUGGAGGAUAUGGCGAUGUUAUUUGGUGAUGAAUCAAAACUAAUGAGUAAUCGCAAGAGAAAGGAAACCGAGAAAAAAGACGAGGCUAAUGAAGACGCCACGGAGACAGAAGAGUCAAGGAGAGAGAAGGAGAGGAAACGGAAUAAAGAGCAGGAUGACAUUGAAGCAGAGGAAGAAAUGGCACCUUGGAACUUGUCUAGGAAUUUCGUUGUUGCAAAUCAGACUAAAGCUAUGUUACAGCUAAACGGUGAAGGAGACCCAUCAGGUAUUGGUUUAGGGUACUCCAUGUUGCGCGCUACGCAAAAGAACCCAUUCAAGCCGUUAUUCCCACCACCACCAGAGGCUGUACCCAAAAGCAAUGCUGCUGCUUAUAACCAAAAAUUAUAUGAACAGGAGAUAAAAAGAAUUUGGUAUUCCCAACGAACCUCAUUGGUGGAAUCGUAUGAGCAGAUAUACAACGAAUACAAACCUUCUGACCAUGAGCAAUAUUUUAUAGACAAGUUGAAACAAGACAAGAAAGAGCAAGAUCAACCCAAUGACGAUAAAGUUUUACGCAUUACCAGAAGAGUUCGAGACCACAACGGUGUCGUACAAAGAAAAGUUGAAACUAUUACUGACCCGCGUUUGAUUCGUGCCUACAUUAAACGUAAAAAAUUACUUGAAGAUGAGUUGCUUAGGAAUGCCGACGUUGACGAAAUUUUGCCUACAAACGAUGCCGAAUUGAACAAACUUCGCCGAAAAGCAUUGGAGGAAAAGCUUGCCAAUUUGGAAAAACGAGCCAAACAAAGUAGGGCUAAGAAGCCACCCAAUGACGCCAUUCAUGCUGCUGCUGCUGCUGGUGCCACCAUCAUCGAUGCAAACACGGUCAUGUUGCCCGAUGGCUCUUAUGUCAUCGGUGGAAAGGGGAUUGGUAAAGGAAACUCCACCACUAGGAGGUGCAAGAGUUGUGGCUCUUUUGGUCAUAUCAGGACAAACAAGACCUGCCCGUUGUAUGACCAAAUGAUUGCUGGAACUUUACCCAAAAAAAAUAUUUAG
Molecule: messenger RNA, 2946 nt
Organism: Lodderomyces parapsilosis
Lineage: Eukaryota; Fungi; Ascomycota; Pichiomycetes; Serinales; Debaryomycetaceae
Gene: TAF145
Product: Taf145p
Exons: 1
Coding region: 1-2946 (981 amino acids)
Biological process (GO): RNA polymerase II preinitiation complex assembly; transcription by RNA polymerase II
Cellular component (GO): transcription factor TFIID complex
Molecular function (GO): histone acetyltransferase activity; RNA polymerase II general transcription initiation factor binding; TBP-class protein binding
Source: RefSeq, a predicted model, not a curated record